Ogataea parapolymorpha DL-1 is the source of this 2049-nucleotide messenger RNA. RefSeq names its product Para-aminobenzoate (PABA) synthase. Gene Ontology annotation, biological process: L-tryptophan biosynthetic process. The transcript has a single exon. The coding region runs from base 1 to 2049 and encodes 682 amino acids. The record is from RefSeq and is a predicted model, not a curated record. NCBI's taxonomy places the organism in Eukaryota, Fungi, Ascomycota, Pichiomycetes, Pichiales, Pichiaceae.
AUGUCUAUUCUUCUAGUGGACUCUUACGACUCGUUCACGUACAAUCUGCGCCACCUUGUUGAAAAUGCAACAGGCGCACAUGUGCUGACAAUUCAUAACGAUUCAUACGAUCUUUCUCGUGAGAAGGAGAGUCUCGACAAAUUAGUUGGAUCAGUCGAUGCUAUCGUGAUUGGUCCUGGGCCUGGAAAUCCCGAAUCUGCGCGAGAUGUGGGCAUCAUUCCGUAUCUCUUUGAAUCCUUUCCCAAGACCCCGAUUCUUGGAAUUUGCCUCGGUUUCCAAUGUUUAUGUCUGGUGCAUGGUUGCACGUUGGGGUAUCUUAAGCACCCUGUCCAUGGUCAGGUCAGCAAAAUAACGCCAGUCGACAAACACUCCUUAUUCAAUGGUUUUGAUUCUGCUUUCGAUAGCGUGCGGUACCAUUCAAUCUAUAUUUCUAAGGUAACUGACGACAUUAUCCCACUCGCCUAUUCGGAGGAUCAAUGUCUGAUGGCAGCCAGACACGCCCAGAAUCCUCAUUUUGGAGUCCAGUAUCACCCCGAAUCCGUCUGCUCGGAGAUGGGCGGCAAAAUUGUAUCGAACUUCUGGGCCUUGGUCGAAAAAAGAGAAACCGUUCCUAUUAAAGACUCGCACCUUUUGCAGACAGAACCAUUAAUUAAGCAUUUCAAGGCUACCUCGGAGUACGACUACAAGUAUGAAAAACUACCCAAAGUCGACAUCCUAUCCGCAUGCGAGCAAUUUUCUGACCUGCUUUUACUGAACAGUGCCGUAUCGCCGGGAGAAUGGUCUAUAAUAGGGUUGCCCGAGCCAGGGAAGAGCCUGGUGGUUGGGAACUCUCGCGAAGCAGGAUUGUCAGUUGGAACUUGGAAAGGAGAGACGAAGGCUCACUCAGACUCGAUGUGGUCUUAUAUUUGCAACCAUAUGUCUCAGCGGUAUUACGAGCCCACAAUUGACGACCCAGAACUGGCAAAAUGCCCGUUUGUUGGAGGAUUUAUUGGAUUCUUGUCAUACGAGGAAUCUGUACCGCUAACAGUGAACAAAAUCACUGUAGGACCGACUCCAAGCACGAGGCUAUGUUUCGUGGACCGCUUCAUUGUCAGCAACGACAUGCACACGUUUGUGGUGUCUAUUCGUCCGGGAGACCACGAUUGGAUACAGCAAGCAAAGGAUCGGUUGCAAAGUUAUCAGGAAAUCAGCUUUUUAUUUUCACUGAAAGCCAAAGUGGAAAAGCCAGACAAAAAAAGCUACGAAAAAAGCUUUAAUGACUGCCAAAAGUACCUUCACACUGGCGACUCAUACGAGUUAUGUCUGACUCGGCAGACCAAAAUACACGUUGCGAAGAGCAUUGCGCCCUGGGAAAUAUACAAAUGUAUGGUGAAAAACAAUCCCUCCCCAUACUCAUGCUACCUGGAUUUUGGGGAUGCAAGGCUUCUGUCGACCUCCCCCGAGCGGUUUCUCAGCUGGGAUAACGUGCUGUCUCAGAUGAGACCGAUAAAGGGGACCGUGAAAAAGGACUCAGAAAUGACUUACGCCAGAGCCUGCGAGCUGCUGAAAAUACCAAAGGAGAUCGGAGAAAACCUCAUGAUUGUGGACCUGAUCCGCCACGACCUCUACCAGAUGCUGCAAACAGUCGAGGUUACGAAGCUCAUGUCCGUUGAAGAGUACCACACUGUUUAUCAGCUGGUUUCAGUUAUUGAGGGCCAGCUGCAAAACAGCAACUACUCGGGGAUAGAUUUAUUGAGACACUCUCUUCCGCCAGGAUCGAUGACAGGUGCACCGAAAAAACGGAGCGUAGAGAUUCUUUGUGACCUUGAGGACAGAAUCCCAAGAGGCUUGUAUUCUGGAGUAUGCGGAUACUGGUCUGUGAAUAACCAUGCCGACUGGAGCGUGGUUAUUCGUUCGCUGUUUAACUACGAAGACGAUCUUUGCUCAACAGAGACGACCAGAUGUUUCAGAUGCGGUGCUGGCGGAGCAAUUACAGUCCUAAGCACUUGCGAGGGCGAAUGGGAUGAGUUGAACCUGAAACUGGAUAGUGUCUUGAAAAUAUUUAACUAA